Molecule: messenger RNA, 2520 nt
Organism: Malassezia japonica
Lineage: Eukaryota; Fungi; Basidiomycota; Malasseziomycetes; Malasseziales; Malasseziaceae
Exons: 1
Coding region: 1-2520 (839 amino acids)
Biological process (GO): phospholipid biosynthetic process
Molecular function (GO): glycerone-phosphate O-acyltransferase activity; glycerol-3-phosphate O-acyltransferase activity
Source: RefSeq, a predicted model, not a curated record
AUGGCGGCUGAACAGGGCGAUGCGCCGCUCCCCAGUGGCCGUGAGCACGAGACGAACAUGAUCAAUUCUACGGAUGUUAUGCCUGAUAAUGCGACAGUACCGCCGGCCAAGACGCUGCUGGCUGAGGUGGCGCCAGUCGCCUCCCCGUCGGAGCUGCUGCAAGGCUCGGCGGUGGAUGCGGGUGAUGCACUGCCCAAUGCGCUCGCCAAGCUGAAGGAGGGGCGCAAAUCGGCGCCGCCUGCAGCACAAGAGAAUGUGGUUGCCAACUCCAAGAAGGAGCGUCCCGACGUCGGCACACUCGCCUAUACCGAGUGGGACAUUGUCCGCUUCCUGGCGUCGCUGCCCGUGCCGCUGGACCGUGUCAUGCCCGGCGUGCUCGUGCGUAUGGUGGCGCGCAUUUUGUUCAUGCACAAGCUUCUUGCCACCGAUAUGGCCUACGAUGUGCUGCUCACCUUUUGGCGCGGUGUCGUCGACAUUUUUUUCCGCGAGGUGCAGCCUCGCUCCUCGUAUCGUAUUCCCCACAAAGGCCCGUUGAUCUUUGUCGCAGCCCCUCACCAUAACCAGUUUCUGGACCCACUUCUCCUCGCGUCUGAAGUGCGCCGUGGCUCGGGCCGGCGCGUCUCGUUCCUCAUUGCGCAAAAGAGUCUGCAGCGCCAGUUUAUCGGCACGAUUGCACGCCUCUUUCAGUCGAUCCCAGUGAGCCGCGCAGCGGAUAGCGCCAAGCCCGGCAAGGGCUUUGUCACGAUGGGCGACGAUCCGACGCACCUCCGUGGCGUCGGCACCGAGUUUACCAAGCAGCUCCAAGUGCACGGCCAGAUUGUGCUCGACAAGGAGACCGAGUACGCCGCCGCGGAGGUCGUGGACAUUCUGAGCGACACAGAAGUGCGCAUCAAGAAGGAGUUUGCUGGCAAGAACGUCGACAAGGCGCUGCGUGGCCAGCUGGGGUCGAGCAAAAACCCCGGUGCCAAGUUCAAGUGUUUCCCGUACGUCGACCAGAAGCAGAUGUACGCCAAGGUGUACGAGUGCCUUUCGGACGGCAAGUGCCUCGGUAUCUUCCCCGAAGGUGGCAGCCACGACCGCACGGACCUGCUUCCGCUCAAGGCUGGCGUCGUGAUCAUGGCGCUCGGCGCGAUGGCCAACGACCCCAACCUGGAUGUGAAGAUUGUGCCUGUGGGCAUGUCGUACUUCCACCCCCACAAGUUCCGCUCGCGUGCCGUGGUCGAGUUCGGCAAGCCGCUGAGCGUGCCGAGCGACCAGGUCGCGCUCUUUAAGCAGGGCGGCGACGGCAAGCGCCGCGCCGUGUCCCAGAUGCUGGAUCUUGUGUACGACGGGCUGAAGAGCGUUACGGUGCGUGCGCCGGACUACGAAACGCUGAUGGUCAUCCAGGCCGGGCGGCGCCUGAUCAAGAUGCCGGGUCAGCAGCUCACGCUCGGCGACACGGUCGAGCUGAACCGCAAGUUUAUCAUGGGUUACCUGAAGCACAAGGACCACCCCAAGGUGGUCGAGGUGCGCGACGCGGUGCUCACCUACAACGAGCACCUGAAGCAGCUCGGGCUACGCGACCACCACGUCGACCGUGCGAACCGCUCGCGUCUGCGCAGCACGGCGCUCUUGCUGUACCGCCUGAGCAUGCUCCUGCUGUGGAGCGGCUGUGCGCUCCCCGGUGCGAUCCUCAAUGCCCCCAUCAUCCUGCUCGCCAAGAUCGUGAGCAAGCGCAAGGCGAAGGAGGCGCUUGCCGCGUCGCAGGUCAAGGUGUACGGUCGCGACGUCCUGGCCACAUGGAAGGUGCUUGUGUCGCUCGGUGUGGCGCCGGUGCUCUAUGGCACGUACACGGCGCUCGCCACGAUCUAUGUUCGCCGCCAUACUAACUGGUCGCGUACGAAUAACCGCCUAAUUCCCCUCUAUUCGAUGAUUGCCCUGCUCUCCAUCAGUUAUUCUGCGCUCAAGUUUGGCGAGGUCGGUAUCGACGUGUACAAGUCGCUCCCUCCCCUCUUCUUCUCCCUGCUGGGCCGCCGCAAGGUGAUUGAGCGCCUGCAAGAAGAGCGCAUGCGCCUUGCCGCGAUGCUCCACCGCACGAUCGAGGAGCUCGGCCCGUACGGGUGGGACGACGAGGACAUGUUCCGCUCGUUGCCGAGUGCGCGUGCACCGCCUUCCCCGAGCGAGGAGAUGUACUGGCGUACAAACGGCGUGCCGCUGCACGGCGCCCUGUCGCACCCCCUCACCUUUAUCGACGAGUGGGUCUUUGGCUGGGGCGCGUCGCGCCGCUCGCAGCGCGCCCCGAGCUCGCCCGAGAUGCCCGUUAUGCCCGAUCGAAAUGCAGUGCCGGACGAGGACGAGAUGGGGCCAGAUUACGAAGAGGCACUGAGCGUCUACCGCCGCAAGGCCGACGACGCCGGGGCACUCCAUCCCGCCGGGCCUCAUCGGCCGCGUGUGCGCCGCCGCAGCUCGCACGACUACCGCCUGCGUCACCCCACUGGCUCGCCCCGUAUGGAUGAUGUAUCCUUCACGCCUCUCAAGUAG